AUGGCCAACAUCCAAUCAGCCUCCGACCUGAAGAACCUCUCAGGCCUUGUAUCGUUCGGCCAUCCUCCUGUGGAUCUCUGCUUCAAGACAGCAGCUAACAAGACGAAGACAACUUUCUUGGAGCUAUUGGCAACCUACUGGUAUCCUCCUCACACUUGGGAGCGACCUGCGAUUAUGCCACUCGACCUUGUCUUCAAUAUCAGCGAACUAGGGAAUGCUAUCUUUGACAAUCCCAGGCGUAAUGAUCUCACGAAAUGCUUGGAAGUCUCUCGUUCACUGCGCCAUGCAGUGCGAUCAUCUUCGGCUGCUCAAUCACGUCUCGCGACCCUCCCUUUCGAGCCUGCAGACGGACUCUCCGACCGCGAUACUUGCUGCAUUCCAUUUCCAUACGGCCUUGAACGCCUUAUGAUCAUCACCAAGGAUGUCGUGCUGCCAUCGAAGCAGGGAGCGAAUGAGAACAUCCACAAGCAACCGAAACAUCGCAUCUUUGUCGACAUACACAUUCGACGUGAAGGCCAUGAUCCACACGACUUUGACAUUGUAGGCAGUUGGGCAGACAUGAAGCUUCCCGAUAUGCCAUCAUCCUUGACUUGA
Molecule: messenger RNA, 594 nt
Organism: Aureobasidium vineae
Lineage: Eukaryota; Fungi; Ascomycota; Dothideomycetes; Dothideales; Saccotheciaceae
Source: the annotation of a GenBank genome assembly